Messenger RNA from Brassica napus (rape), 1354 nucleotides. RefSeq names its product polyadenylate-binding protein-interacting protein 13-like. The record is from RefSeq and is a predicted model, not a curated record. Gene Ontology annotation, molecular function: RNA binding. Bases 365 to 1354 code for a protein of 329 amino acids. The transcript is spliced from 10 exons. NCBI's taxonomy places the organism in Eukaryota, Viridiplantae, Streptophyta, Magnoliopsida, Brassicales, Brassicaceae.
AAAAGAAAAUAGUGAAAUAUGUUGACAGAAAAAGGGUAAUUUUUUUUCAGAAUCUUGUUUAGGAAAUUAAAUUAAAUUUCAUUAGUAAGAAAAUUUGAUAUAGACUAAUAUAACAAGAACAAUGAAGAAAUGGUGUUGACUAAUGACCAACAUCAUUAAUAAUUAAGAAAUGCUAUUGACAAAUGACUAAACUAAUUAAUAAUAAUUUAUUGCAUCUGUAUAUUUUCUUGACUGGAAUUUAUUGUUUUUUUGGUAAUCAAUUUAUUUUUUUCAUUUAAGAAAAAGAGCUUCAUAUUCCCUUUAUUCUACUUCGAAAUUUUCUUCAGUCAGAUUUUUUGCGAUACAGAUUCAUCCUUUGGUGUGAAUGAUCAUGGCUGUCCCGGAAAAUGCUGAUCUGAAGGUGGACUCUUCUGAUCAAAAUCUAGACAACAACACUGCUUCAUUAGCAGCUACGAUGAUGCCGCCAUCUCCUGAUGAUCAGAACCCUGAAUCCAACUCUUCUGUUGAGACACCAAACUCAACAAAGGGAAGUGAAGGGGCUCUCAAGAGUGAGAUAAGUCAUAUAGAUGUUAAGUUUUCUAAACUAAAUCCGAUGGCUAAGGAGUAUGUUCCACAGCCCCUUGCUCCAACAAUCCCUGUGUUUGUGGAGAAUAGCUUAUGGUUUACCAACAGUUUCGCAAUGCAAGCUUUCUCUGCUGAGGACAAUGACCUUUUCGAUACAAGGAGAAUGAACUUUGGCCAAUGGAAGCGAAGGAUGAGCAAGAAAACAAGCCUGGCUCAGAAGGAAGAAGUAAUCAGGAGAACUGUCCAUGUCUUAGACAUUGAUCAACAGGCUACUGAAGAGCAACUUGCUGGUCUCUUUCAAUCAUGUGGCCAGGUUGUUGAUUGUCGUAUAUGCGGUGACAAUAAAUCUAUUCUCCGUAUUGCCUUCAUUGAAUUCACUGAUGAAGAGGGAGCUAGGUCUGCUGUAAGCCUAUCAGGAACUCUGUUUGGUUCUUAUCCUAUAAAGGUUCGUCUUUCAAAAACAGCUAUUGCACCUGUGGACCCGAGUCUUCUUCCAAAGUCUCAGGAUGAGCGUGAGAAAUGUGCAAAGACUGUUUACUGUACUAAUAUCGACAAGAAGGUCACUCAGAUGGAACUGGAAGAUUUCUUUAAAACAGCAUGUGGGGAGAUUCAGCAUGUGAGGCUUAUUGGAUACUGUCAUCACCAAACCUUUAUUGCUUUUGUUGAAUUUAAGCGGGUGGAAAGUGCAGUUUCUGCUCUUAAUUGCAGCGGUAUUGUCUUGGGCGGUCUCCCUUUACGGGUAAGCCAGUCAAAAACACCAGUGAGGCUAGACCAACCUGAUUUAAACUAA